This is a messenger RNA of Apus apus (common swift), 1314 nucleotides long. RefSeq names its product mitochondrial assembly of ribosomal large subunit 1 (gene MALSU1). Gene Ontology annotation, biological process: negative regulation of translation; negative regulation of ribosome biogenesis. Bases 1 to 693 code for a protein of 230 amino acids. The transcript is spliced from 4 exons. Gene Ontology annotation, cellular component: mitochondrion. The record is from RefSeq and is a predicted model, not a curated record. Gene Ontology annotation, molecular function: ribosomal large subunit binding. NCBI's taxonomy places the organism in Eukaryota, Metazoa, Chordata, Aves, Apodiformes, Apodidae.
AUGGGUGAGCGGCCUGGCGGGGGGCGGGGCGCGGCGGCGGGCAUGUGGCGGGCGGCGCCGGGGGCCUGGCGGCUGCUGCGGCGCGGGGCCCGCGCGGCGGGGGGUGCCCUGCGGGGGCCCGCGGCCGGGCCCGGGCCCGGGGCUCCCCGCGGGGGCCGCCGGGGCGCGGCAGGCAGCGGCGCGGGAGCCGGGGCGCUGGGGGCGGCGGAGCGGCGCCAGGCGGCAGAUACUGUUCUUCCAAAGUUCAAUAUUGACUUUGCUGUAGCUCUGCUGAGGCAAGAAAAUGCUAAAGACAUCUGUGUCAUCCAGCUACCUCCAGAAAUAAAUUACUCAAAUUAUUUUAUAAUUGUGAGUGGAUCUUCAACACGACAUCUCCAUGCAAUGGCACAUUACAUGCUGAAUAUGUACAAGCACCACAAAGAAGAAAGUGAUCCUCAUACUCGGAUUGAAGGGAAGGAGACAGAUGAUUGGCUGUGCAUCGAUUUUGGUAACAUAGUGGUGCAUUUCAUGCUGCCAGAGACACGAGAGGCUUACGAAUUGGAGAAGCUAUGGACUCUUGGUUCCUACGAUGACCAGUUAGCACAGAUAACUCCACAGUCACUGCCAGAAGACUUCAUAUUUGGACUGUCUUCUAACAGUAGUGAUCAUCUUGAACAAGAACUUAAUGCAGCUGCUGAGUGGAAGGAGAAAUGAUGGUGCCUUCACACAUCUGAGAGACAUACAGUCUUAGUUACUGACUUAAGUCAUUACAGUUGAUCAGUACAAAACAGUGUAUUUGUUGGGUGUGCCUAGGUAAAGUUCUGAACAAGUGACAAAAAUUAUUAGAAUCAAGAGAGUCAUAAAGGUUGGAAAAGACCUUUAAGAUCAAAUCAAACCAUGAAAUGUCAAAGAGGGAAUCCUAUCAUAAGGGAGCUUCGUGGGAGAGUUGCUGUCAAUGGACUUUGCAGUAAGAAGAGUGGGGCAAAGACGGCUGCGUAAGCUACUUACCUUGAACUCAUCCUCAGCCUUUACAGUAAUUGUUUUUCUAGUGUCUUUGAAAGACCUGCCUGCAGUAGCGGCACAGAAGAGACUUGUGUUGCAAGGAAAAAACUAUCUGAAAUGGUAGUUGAGAUGAGGCUUCUCGCAUUAAGCCAUUUGCUGCUGGUGACAAUGAAGCAAGUCAUGCUCCAAGUUGAAGGAGGAGAGAAAACAUUGUGUUAAUGAACACACAAAAGCCAAGAAGAAUAAGUGUCUUGAGUUAAUACAACAGUAAGUCAGUUUUUCAGCCCAGGCCAAUCUGUUUGUAAUAAUAAUAAAAACACACAAAAACCUGGA